AUGACGACUACGGUAUCAUUGGACCAAUCGACAACGGUGGAAACCACGGUGCAGGAGACGCAAACAGUUAUAGUACAAGGAGUUCUGGAUGUCUUGGUGACGUCCACUACGUCAUCAUCACUUUCAUCGUCGUCAAUAACAUCAGAGCCGAGUACAAUAUCUACAAUCCGUUCACUGUCUACCUUAACUGCACUGGCUUCUUCACUCUCAUCUUCAACAGUUAUACAGUCAUCAUCAUCACCAUCAUCAUUGACCUCGAGUGCAAACAGCGGCAUCAGACAAUUCAAGGUCACUAAUAAUACGAAUUACACCAAUAUCGGACUUGUCAUAGGUAUACCGGUUGCUGUGAUUGGCAUUUGUCUCCUGAUAUUCGGCGUCUGGUACUACUUCCACAGAAAACGUAAUAAAGAGGCUAAAGCUAGCGAUAUGUUGAAACAUUACUUCCACGAUGAGUAUAAGUGGAAAGCAACACCAUCACCAGACCCCGGCUCUCAGUAUUCAUUCAAUGAAAGUAUGAGGGGUGUCUAUAAAGUUCGGGCAAAGGUACCACAUAACAGUGCUGAAACCCUAACUGAGAACCCUGCUAUUUACGAAAAGUUUGCCAACUCUGAGAUCAGCUUGAAAGACCCCCAUGUUGAUCAAGUGAACUCCAAAUGGACCCUAAACAGUCCACUGAGUAAAUGGUUUAUGAAUCAUACAAGAGUUUCCAGCCCCACACCUCGAGGAAGCAUAAAGGUAUCACCAUUCUCACCAGUGGUAGCACUUAAGGAAUUCAAAUUACACAAGUCCAAAAGGUCUGAAGUGGUUGAGAAAUCACCAGUGAGUCCCUGCUUCCCACAACCAUCGUACUUUCCCGGUUCUUCUCAUACCAUGAGCCAUUCAGUAUCUACUGAUAGGAGUGAAACAACGAACCAGACGGUGCCAGUAAAUACCGAAACAGACUCAGUUCCAAAGCUCAAGCUAGACAAACAUAGAAAGGCCGGUCCAAAGAACUCUAAGACUAAGACAUUGAAGAGAUUAACAUUUAGUGAUAAACCUCUGCCGUCGAGACCUUCACCAUCAAACUCUUCAUCACAAGCAAUAACCUCAGCUUCACUCAAGGACUUCGAAAAGAUCGUUAGCCAACGUGCAAACACCACAACGCCUGUCGUUGACCAUUCAAAGUAUAAGGAUGAAAACAUAUAUGUGGCCAUUACGAACUACCGCAAAGCCCUUGCUGACGAGCUCAAUAUUGACAAAGGGGAGCAUUUCAAGAUACUGGCAAGCCACACUGACGGUUGGUGUUUAGUGGAAAAGGUUGAUGUACAUGGUAGCAUACUCCUAGACAACGAAGUCGGUCAUUACAUUAACGAAGGUCGUGGCGUGGUUCCAGAGAUGUGCUUAGCUAAACUUCCAAACGUGUAA
Messenger RNA from Williopsis jadinii, 1404 nucleotides. It is a transcript of the gene FUS1, whose product is annotated as Fus1p. Lineage: Eukaryota; Fungi; Ascomycota; Saccharomycetes; Phaffomycetales; Wickerhamomycetaceae. The record is from RefSeq and is a predicted model, not a curated record. Gene Ontology annotation, molecular function: protein binding. Bases 1 to 1404 code for a protein of 467 amino acids. The transcript has a single exon.